AUGAAGCUCUUGGUCUUGCUGCUCAUCUGUGCGAUCCUGAUGACAUGCCAGUGUCAGUUUGAAGAACUGCCCAUGUACAAAGCUUGUCUAAUGGAGUGUUACAGGUGCGUCAAGACAUAUGGCAAGCUGCUGUACAAUGGGAAGGUUUGUGCUGAGAACUGUGCCGUCACCAACGGUCAGAGUCUGGACAGUAAGUGUGACCGACCUACAAAACGCACCGGUAGAAAGUCACCGCCCACAGCCGCAUGUGCCCAUCUGUGUUCGAAUCAAUGCGGUCCGGGCUACAGCAAUGACAACAUGGACACUCACGCCUGUAUAUUCACAUGCAUCAUCUCUAAUGAGCAAACAGUUGCCUGUUGA
Candidula unifasciata is the source of this 360-nucleotide messenger RNA. The record is from the annotation of a GenBank genome assembly. NCBI's taxonomy places the organism in Eukaryota, Metazoa, Mollusca, Gastropoda, Stylommatophora, Geomitridae.